This is a messenger RNA of Paramecium tetraurelia, 1790 nucleotides long. RefSeq lists its product as uncharacterized. Gene Ontology annotation, biological process: peptidyl-serine phosphorylation; intracellular signal transduction; protein autophosphorylation. Gene Ontology annotation, molecular function: calmodulin binding; ATP binding; calcium ion binding. The record is from RefSeq and is a predicted model, not a curated record. Gene Ontology annotation, cellular component: cytoplasm; nucleus. Lineage: Eukaryota; Ciliophora; Oligohymenophorea; Peniculida; Parameciidae. The transcript is spliced from 7 exons.
AUGGGGAAUGUUUGUUGUAGAGACGAUUCGAGACAAUAAAGAGGUUAUCUGCUCAAUAUUAUUGUAGACGAGAUAGAUACUUCGCCUAAUCCUGAAGCUUCAAAGCCUCCAGAAUCAAAAGUCUUACUUUCUGAAUAAGUUAGCAAUAAAGCGGGCAUUGAAGAAAAUUCAGCAUAAAUUGAAAACAAUAAAUGCGCAUAUAGUGAAGUUCACUAAGAACCUGAACAAUAAUAAUAAUAAGCUGUUGUUUUGAAAGAAGAACAAUAUAAGAAUUCUAAUAUUUUGCAGUCAUAAAAAAUAACAACUGAAAAAAUAAAGGCGGAAAUAAUGAAGAGUAGUUAGGAAGUAGAUUCGAAAUCUAAAAAAAGAAUAAAGUUGGGGUUUGACAUAUUUGUGAAAUAGAAGGAAGGUUCAAUAGGAUAACAUUAUAAUUUUGGUAAGGUGUUGGGUUAGGGCGCUUUUGGUAAGGUUUGGAAGGUGACUCAUAAAACUACUGGAUUGAUCAGAGCAAUAAAGUAAAUAAAGAAAAGUUCCAUAAUUAAAGAAGAGGAAGAAAGAUUAUUUUCUGAGAUGAAUAUUUUAAAAAAUUUAGAUCAUCCCCACAUUGUGAAAUUGUUUGAACUCUAUUAGGAUGAGAAUAAUUAUUAUUUAGUAACUGAAUAUCUAUCAGGAGGCGAGCUAUUCGAUCGAAUAAAGAAGAUGUCCUCAUUUAGCGAGAGUAUAGCUGCGGAUUAUAUUCGAUAAAUUUUAUUGGCCACUUUGCAUUGUCAUGAGUAAAAUAUAGUACAUAGAGAUUUGAAGCCUGAAAACAUUAUUUUUAUCAGUGAAGAUCCAUAAUCUUAAUUGAAAGUAAUAGAUUUUGGUACCUCUCGUAAAUUUGACCAUCAAAAAGCGAUGAGUAAAAGACUAGGAACACCAUAUUACAUAGCACCUGAAGUUCUUGGGCAUUCCUAUACUGAAAAAUGUGACAUCUGGUCUUGCGGAGUGAUUUUAUACAUUUUGCUAUGUGGAUAUCCACCAUUUGUUGGGAAAACAGAGAAUCAAAUAUUAGAAAAAGUUAAAUUAGGCAAAUUUACUUUUGAUCCCGAUGAUUGGGAUACUGUUUCUAAAGAAGCCAAAGACUUUAUCACCAAAUUGCUGAGAAUGGAUGCGAAUCAAAGGUUGUCUGCCAAGUAGGCUCUUGAGGAUCCAUGGUUAGUAAAGUACACUCCAUCUACUUAAAUCAACAAAAAGGUCUUAAAUAAUCUCAGAUAAUUUUAAGCCGAGACUAUCUUAAAGUAAGCUUUAAUGUCUUAUAUGGUUACAUAAAUGUCAACUCAAAAGGAGAUAUAGGAUUUGCAAAAGGAAUUUCAGAGAUUAGAUGUAAACAAUGAUGGUUUUUUAUCCAAAGAUGAAUUGUUGAAAGGGUAUCUUCAAAUCCAAACAGAUAAUAAAUUGGUAGAGGAUGAAGUGGAAAGAAUAUUGGAGAUGAUUGACAUAAACAGAUCAGGUUAGAUUGAUUUUUCAGAAUUUUGUAUGGCUGCUAUGAAUUAGGAGAAGUUGUUGUCAGUCUAAAGAGUUGAAUAGGCAUUUAAGAUCUUUGAUUAAAAUGGGGAUGGUUUCAUUUCAAAGAAGGAAUUGGAAGCAAUUAUGGGGGAUUUGGGUGAUGAUGUUUGGAAUCAAAUACUAACUGAUUGUGACAACAAUGGCGAUGGAUAAAUAUCCUAUGAGGAAUUUGUAAAAAUGCUAAAGAAUAAAAAACUUUGAUUUUGAUAUAUAUAUAUAUAUUAUAUUAAUCUAUAAUUUAUAGA